Molecule: messenger RNA, 2905 nt
Organism: Cynocephalus volans (Philippine flying lemur)
Lineage: Eukaryota; Metazoa; Chordata; Mammalia; Dermoptera; Cynocephalidae
Product: heat shock protein HSP 90-alpha-like
Biological process (GO): protein folding; protein stabilization; cellular response to heat
Cellular component (GO): neuronal cell body; plasma membrane; perinuclear region of cytoplasm
Molecular function (GO): disordered domain specific binding; ATP-dependent protein folding chaperone; ATP binding
Source: RefSeq, a predicted model, not a curated record
UGGUGUGGUUCUGUCGCUGAGGUUGUGCGGUCUCGUAGCCAAGAUGCCUGAGGAAACCCAGACCCAAGACCAGCCAAUGGAGGAGGAAGAGGUUGAGACGUUCGCCUUUCAGGCAGAAAUUGCCCAGUUGAUGUCAUUGAUUAUCAAUACUUUCUACUCGAACAAAGAGAUCUCUAGGGAGCUUAUUUCGAAUUCAUCAGAUGCCCUGGAUAAAAUCAGAUAUGAAAGCUUGACAGAUCCUAGUAAACUAGAUUCUGGGAAAGAGCUGCACAUUAAUCUCAUUCCCAACAAACAAGAUCGAACCCUCACUAUUGUGGAUACUGGAAUUGGAAUGACCAAGGCCGACUUAAUCAAUAAUCUUGGUACUAUCGCCAAGUCAGGCACCAAAGCAUUCAUGGAAGCUUUGCAGGCUGGUGCAGAUAUCUCUAUGAUUGGCCAGUUUGGUGUGGGUUUUUAUUCUGCGUACUUGGUUGCUGAGAAAGUGACUGUGAUCACCAAACAUAAUGAUGAUGAGCAAUUCGCCUGGGAGUCCUCAGCAGGGGGAUCCUUCACAGUUAGGACUGAUACAGGUGAACCUAUGGGUCGUGGAACGAAGGUUAUCUUGCAUCUGAAAGAAGAUCAAACUGAGUACUUGGAGGAAAGAAGAAUAAAGGAGAUUGUGAAGAAACAUUCUCAGUUUAUUGGCUAUCCCAUUACACUUUUUGUGGAAAAGGAACGCGAUAAAGAAGUCAGUGAUGAUGAGGCUGAAGAAAAGGAUGAAAAAGAAGAGGAAAAAGAAAAAGAAGAAAAAGAAUCUGAUGACAAACCUGAAAUAGAAGAUGUUGGUUCUGAUGAAGAAGAAGAAGAAAAGAAGGAUGGUGACAAGAAAAAGAAAAAGAAGAUUAAAGAAAAGUACAUUGAUCAAGAAGAACUUAACAAAACAAAGCCUAUUUGGACCAGAAAUCCUGAUGACAUCACUAACGAAGAGUAUGGAGAAUUCUACAAGAGCUUGACCAAUGACUGGGAGGAUCAUUUGGCAGUGAAGCAUUUUUCAGUUGAAGGACAACUGGAAUUUCGAGCUCUUCUUUUUGUCCCAAGACGUGCACCUUUCGACCUAUUUGAAAACAGAAAGAAAAAGAACAACAUUAAGUUGUAUGUGCGCAGAGUUUUCAUCAUGGAUAACUGUGAGGAGCUAAUCCCUGAAUAUCUGAAUUUUAUCAGAGGGGUGGUGGACUCUGAGGAUCUGCCUCUAAAUAUUUCUCUUGAGAUGCUGCAACAAAGCAAAAUUUUGAAAGUUAUCAGAAAGAAUUUGGUCAAAAAAUGCUUAGAACUCUUCACUGAACUGGCAGAAGAUAAAGAGAACUACAAAAAAAUUUAUGAGCAGUUCUCUAAAAAUAUAAAGCUUGGAAUACACGAAGACUCUCAGAAUCGGAAGAAGCUUUCAGAGCUGUUAAGAUACUACACAUCUGCUUCUGGUGAUGAGAUGGUUUCUCUUAAGGACUGUUGUACCAGAAUGAAGGAAAACCAGAAACACAUCUAUUAUAUCACAGGUGAGACUAAGGACCAGGUAGCUAACUCGGCCUUUGUGGAACAUCUUCGGAAGCAUGGCUUAGAAGUGAUCUACAUGAUCGAGCCUAUCGAUGAGUACUGUGUUCAACAGCUGAAGGAAUUUGAGGGGAAGACUUUAGUGUCAGUUACCAAAGAGGGCUUGGAACUUCCAGAAGAUGAAGAAGAAAAAAAAAAAAAACAGGAAGAGAAAAAAACAAAGUUUGAAAACCUCUGCAAGAUUACGAAAGACAUAUUGGAGAAAAAAGUUGAAAAGGUAGUUGUGUCAAACCGACUGGUGAUAUCCCCAUGCUGUAUUGUCACAAGCACAUAUGGCUGGACAGCAAAUAUGGAAAGAAUCAUGAAAGCUCAAGCCUUAAGAGACAACUCAACAAUGGGUUACAUGGCAGCAAAGAAACACCUGGAGAUAAACCCUGACCAUUCCAUUAUUGAGACCUUAAGGCAGAAAGCAGAGGCUGACAAGAAUGACAAGUCUGUGAAGGAUCUGGUCAUCUUGCUGUACGAAACUGUGCUCCUGUCUUCUGGGUUCAGUCUGGAAGAUCCUCAGACACAUGCCAACAGGAUCUACAGGAUGAUCAAACUUGGUCUGGGUAUUGAUGAAGACGAUCCUACUGCUGAUGAUAGCAGUGCUGCUGUAACUGAAGAAAUGCCGCCCCUCGAAGGGGACGAUGACACGUCACGCAUGGAAAAAGUAGACUAAGCUCUGCCUGAAGAAUGGCCUCUACACGUGUUCAGUACUUUAUCUGCAUUCCCGCUGAUAAUAUAUUUUCAAGGACUUUUUUCUUUAUUUUUGUUAACAUUUAAAAAAUCUGUAUGGCAUGACAAUAACUACUUAAAGGGAAGAUAAGAUUUCUUUCUACUUGUGUGAUACUGUGAUACUUCAGGUGCUAAAGCAAAGAUAGUAAAGCUUUUCUAGUUUCACGUUGGUUUAUUUUAACAGACUGAGUUAACGUUUGUUGUAAGAUGUAUGUAACUUAAUGUUAACUUUGUGGUCUGAAGUGUUUAGCUAUCAAGGCAGAUUCUGUAAUAGACGAAAUCUUGUUACUGAAGUGUUCUGAGCUAGACCUUGCUGUUCAAAGAAAAUGUUAAAAUGACUUGUUUCAUCUUUUAGGAUCUACUUUUCAAACUUUACGCCCCCUGUAGUUACCAAUUCUGCAUGUAGUAGUCCUGUAGAAAUAAAUAUAUUAAACCAGACCAACUUGAUGGGAGAACUCUCCGCAGGGCUUGUUUUCCAAAGAAAAGUAUUGUUUAGAGGAACAAAAUUAUAAGCCUACCUAGGCUCGUUCGAAAAGUAACUCAGAGCGAGGCUUGUGAAUGGAAAUGUAGUGCCUGGGUCACAUUCUGGUUAAAAGGUUGUAAC